Messenger RNA from Capsicum annuum, 1131 nucleotides. RefSeq names its product 39S ribosomal protein L47, mitochondrial. Gene Ontology annotation, molecular function: structural constituent of ribosome. Gene Ontology annotation, biological process: mitochondrial translation. The transcript is spliced from 4 exons. Lineage: Eukaryota; Viridiplantae; Streptophyta; Magnoliopsida; Solanales; Solanaceae. The coding region runs from base 291 to 725 and encodes 144 amino acids. Gene Ontology annotation, cellular component: mitochondrial large ribosomal subunit; mitochondrial ribosome. The record is from RefSeq and is a predicted model, not a curated record.
CAUAAAUUAUAACUAAUCAAUCAAUUGAGCUAUUAAAAAUUUCCGGUAUGAAUAAAUGUUUUUAUGUUUCAAUGGCCCCAAAAAAAAAAAUGCUAAAGAGAAAAGGUAAAAGUAAUUAAUUUUUUAAAAAAUAAAAAAGAAAUAGAUGAGAGUAGGGUUAGAGGAGAGAGAGAAAAGGAAAAAUAGGCCUUGCUCUGAUGGAGUUUACAUUUUAGCAUUGAACCGGAACCGGCUUCAGCUGAAUAGCUUGCUCCUGCUUUUCUCUACUCUCCAUCAAUCUAGUGUUAAUCAUGCUCGCUGCUAGACUUUUUGGGAGGACAUUUUUGGCGGCGGCAAAAUCAGAGAGUUCAGCCGCUGCAGCAGCUGCUUCUUCUGCUGCUACUGAUAAAGCCUUUAAUCCACUUGAGCAGUUCUUUGAAUUGGAUAGAACUCCAGAGGAUGAUAAGCCUGUUGUCUAUGGUCGAGGUUGGAAGGCUUCUGAACUGCGUUUGAAGUCUUGGGAUGAUCUGCAGAAGUUAUGGUAUGUUCUUCUGAAGGAAAAGAACAUGUUGAUGACUCAACGCCAGAUGCUUAAUGCUCAGAACCUGCGUUUUCCUAAUCCAGAGCGUAUUUCCAAGGUAAGGAAGUCGAUGUGCCGAAUCAAGCAUGUUCUUACUGAGAGAGCAAUUGAUGAAGCAGAUCCAAGGAGGUCAGCUGAAAUGAAGAGGAUGAUAAAUGCUCUCUAAUUUUCAUUCGGUAGUAGUGUUUAUAUACCCUUGUAAUCAGCAUUUCGAUUUACCUCUUUUCUAUUAGCUCCACAUGUCGGGAAAUCACCUUUUAUGAUAGUAAACUCUAUGGACUAGUUCACUAGGAUGUAAUGGAGAUUGGCAAUUUUGGUUUGAAAGAUUUGAUCGUGCUGAAAAUAAAAACCAAACUCUAGUGUCUGUGCACGUGUGGUGGUUGACUGACACAUGCUUGUGAAAUGCUGCCGCUCUAGUACUUAACAGAGGCACCUUAUUUUAGUUUGGUAAGGUACUAGUGGAGAAGUUAUUGCUGUAAUUAAAGGGUGUGCAGUGCAACACACGCAUGUGGAGCCUUUCUGGCUGAUAUUUACUUCAUUCAAUAGCAUAUCUCACGUUGCUUGCUGUGGAA